AUGCUCCGCCGGGACUUUGUCGACCCUGAGGUGAAGUGGAAGGAGGGACACCCUAAGCUCGGUCUGGACUGCGUUUAUCUCGAAGUGAGGAAAGAAUCCGUGUUGCUGGCCACCGAUGACUGCGCCCAAAACAAGAGUUUCCUCUGCGAAGUGAGAAAGAAGGGCACCUUCGGAAGGGCCAUGCAGACCGAAUGUGCAGAAACCUGGGACAUCACAAUUGACCAAAUCGAUCUGUUAAUGAACGUGAGUGCUUUUCUCACGGCAACUGUAUCGCUUAAUUUGAAGUGCUUCUUGAAAUGCGUCGGAGUGGAAAUUGGAAUGUUUGGCAUUGGGGGAUUGGACGCCAUAGCAACGCUGCGACAGAUAGAACUCGUGUCCCAGGAGGAUCCUGUAAAAUUGGAGACCGGAUUUGUGGCUUACGAUCAAUGCAGCGGCAUCAAAUCCGACGACGAGUGUGUGAUUGCCCACGAAACUUACAAGUGCGGCCAGCAAAAAGCGCCAAAUUUGGUCUCAAAAAUCAUCACCAACAACUUCGAUAACCAGACCAUGGUUUGA
Messenger RNA from Cloeon dipterum, 555 nucleotides. RefSeq lists its product as uncharacterized. Bases 1 to 555 code for a protein of 184 amino acids. Gene Ontology annotation, molecular function: odorant binding. The transcript is spliced from 6 exons. Lineage: Eukaryota; Metazoa; Arthropoda; Insecta; Ephemeroptera; Baetidae. The record is from RefSeq and is a predicted model, not a curated record.